Molecule: messenger RNA, 2805 nt
Organism: Oryzias latipes (Japanese medaka)
Lineage: Eukaryota; Metazoa; Chordata; Actinopteri; Beloniformes; Adrianichthyidae
Gene: tmod2
Product: tropomodulin 2
Biological process (GO): pointed-end actin filament capping; muscle contraction; actin filament organization
Cellular component (GO): myofibril; striated muscle thin filament; cytoskeleton
Molecular function (GO): tropomyosin binding
Source: RefSeq, a predicted model, not a curated record
UUUUUCCUGUGAUUCCGCCCUUGGCUGGGCUGAAGCCGAACAACUGUCUCCGCUCUCACUAGCAGGAACAGUGUGUGUCGGGGUCAUCUACUGUUUCGUUAACGUCAGGUUAAGACAUACUGCACCGUCUUAAGGAAGCUGCUCACUGUCCUGGAGCAAGAACCGCGUGGCCCCGUUUGGCGUUUCUUAGCAAUUCAAGGCCAUCAUGGCGUUAUCUUAUAAGAAGGAUCUCGGCAAGUACAAGGAUCUAGAUGAAGAUGAAAUCCUCAACAACUUGUCGGCGGAGGAGCUCAAACAGCUGGAAAACGCACUGGAGGAGAUGGACCCUGAGAAUGCUCUGCUACCAGCCGGUUUACGCCAAAAAGACCAGACGACUAAAAGCACUACAGGACCAUAUGAUCGGGACCGCCUUCUCAAAUACCUGGAGAAAGAAGCCAUGGAGCACAAAGACAGAGAUGACAUAGUGCCCUUCACUGGAGAGAGAAAAGGCAAAGCUUUUGUUCCUAAGGAAAAGCCAAUGGAAAGCCGUCAGGAGGAGGUGACAAACCUGGAUCCAGAGCUGGAGGAGGCUCUGUCCAGUGCCACAGACACGGAGCUGUGCGAUCUAGCAGCGAUCCUGGGUGUUCACACACUGGUCACCAGUAAUAAGACGUACGACGGGACUGGAGCUACAGAGGGCCACAACAAUGUAAUCAAAGGGGAGAAGAUGAACCCAGUGUUUGACGAGCCUCCUAAUCCCACUAACGUGGAAGAAACUCUCCAGAGGAUAAAAAGCAACGACAGCUCCUUAAAAGAAGUCAACCUCAACAACAUUAAGAACAUUCCUAUUCCUACAUUAAAAGACUUUGCCAAAGCAAUGGAGAAGAACACGCAUGUCACGAAGUUUAGUCUGGCGGCAACGCGCAGUAAUGACCCCGUUGCUGGGGCUUUUAGCGACAUGCUCCGAGAGAAUAAGUCGCUGAGAAGUUUGAACCUGGAGUCAAACUUCAUCACCGGCGUCGGAGUGCAGGCUUUAGUCGAAGCGUUGCGAGACAACGACACUCUCACAGAAAUCAAGAUUGACAACCAGAGGCAGCAGCUGGGCACCACUGCAGAGAUGGAGAUCGCUAAGAUGCUGGAAGAAAACAACACCAUAUUGAAGUUUGGUUACCAUUUUACUCAACAAGGGCCUCGCUCCAGAGCGGCUGCAGCUAUCACCAAGAACAAUGACUUAGCCCCUCCCCCUGUCAGAGCCGCGAUAGCACAGUCCGCAGGAGGCGACUGGAGAAGGACCCGUAGGCGCGGACGGCCAACGCUUCUUCCAGCCGAUUCAGUUUUUCAUCUCAUCGUGUGGAAUACUUCCGGGCGGCAUCCUCGUCUCGCCUUACUGUGCGGAAACUCUUGUGCCAAACGUGCGGGGCAAGAACAUGCAUCUGAGAAAAAGGGGAACAAACUGGAAAAAAAACGCCCUCUCCUGUUCACAUGUUCAAACUUGUUUUUUUGUGUUUUUUUUUUAUGUCUUUGAAGAUGUAAACCUUAUUAGGUUUUUUAGUACUUCCCAUUCCCGUUGCUUCUUUUUUGAGCCUUCACAUUAUGUUCUGACAUUCCACUCGCUUUUUCCUUUUUUUAUAUAUACAACCCUAUUAUCUAACUAAUUAAUCAUAACCAAGUAACAAAAAUCAACUAAAGCCCUCCCCUCUGUAUAUUUUGCUUUACCGAUUCCUGUCAAAUUCUUGAAUUAAAACCUGCUGAUUCUAAACUGUCACCGUCUCUGAUCGGAUCUUCAGAAAGUGGAAGGCAGGGUGUUGUGUUGAGGACAGAAGAAUGCUAAUAGCAGCAGAGAUAGUGAAGGUUGAUGUGACCAAGGCGACUUAAAGUUAGUUCAAAACCUUCUCCUGGGUUUGUGUAAAUUAAAUACUGUAAUUAUUCAUAUUUUAAUGCUCUAAAUAUCUUGUUUGGGACGGUUCUGAUUCUUUUUUUUUUUUUGCCUAGCUUGAUGGGUUUUAAUCAAGCAAUACGCAAAAGGUGAUGUUAAUUCCAGUUAAAGCAUUGUUUGCUCAAUUAUGCCAAAGACUAAUGCGUUCAAUGUUUAACAAAAACCGAUCACUCUAGCUGUCUUCGCUUUGCCCUCCACUGUUUCUGUGGAACUCAAAUGCUCAUUCCUAGAAGACGCAGACGUCAUCUAGUCAUCCUUAGAUUGAAUCUGGAGCAACCGCUUCGAUAUAUUUCACCAGAGCUUAGUAAAAGUGAGGCGUCGUGGUGAUUUUGUCCGUUUGCAUCAAGUUACAGGUUCUUGCUCACACAAAUGUGCUUCUAAACCGGAUUUAUUCAGGCCAUACUUGAACUUGUAUAUAUUGUUUCUUGGCGCGAUGUGUUGGCAUGACUUUUCCACCAUGUUUCUUUGACCAAAACAAAACAUCUGCAGCAUUUUGUUCUUGGGACGUUUUAUAACAAUGCACUUUUCUGUGGUUGUGUCUGCUGUUUCUUCAAAACUUUUUUUUUUUGUUUUCUUACAUUCCUUUUUUUAUUUUCUUGUGAACAGUCUGUUCAAACGGAAACCGCUUCUUUGUGGGGCUUGUCUGUGUUCUGCAAUUCAUAUAUUGUAUUUUUAACUGCACAGUACCAUCUCAAGUUUAAAACUGUACUCAUACAGAUGGAUACACACAGUCUGUAUUGCAUAACCUCAUAAGUCACUGCUGAGAUUCUGUUUUUUGUUCUAAAACCCAGGUGUUCACACAAAGACAUUGUAUUAUAAAGACACAAAACUGGUUAAAAGCACUGCUGAAUAUAAGACAUUCUCUACAAUAAAUGUUUUUACGUAAUGCA